AGUACAAAAACAGAUCUACAGGAUCUCAGCCAGUUCAGUCACUGCUAUUUUAUUACCUACGCAUAGGAAAGGAGGGGGAGUGACAGAGAAGGACAUUUAGAAGGAAGAAAUACAUAUCAGGGUGGGGUUUGAGAGUUGGAGAAUGCGGACAACCUCACUGGAUUAAGUGUGUGGACAAGGGUGGGGAACAGAGAUACAGUGAGGAGAAGAGGGAGGAGUUGGUGAGGAGGAAGAGUGAAAGAGAAAGAACAGGAAGGAGGGAAAGGGAGGGGCAGAAAUAGGCUCAGAAGAACUUCAGUGUGUUUGUCUUCGGCUCAAACAGCACAGGGACUGGAGUGAGUGUUGGGAGACGCAACCGUUUGCGUCUAAACUAUUUCACCGCUGUAUUUUUCCUCUUCUAAUUCUCCAUUCUCUUUGCAUUAUUUUUGCUUUUGCGGAGCGUGCGUGACAAACCCCUCGUCGACACCAUGGAUAACUUCCAGACCGUCCUGCGCUUUUUCAUGAACCAGAAGGCCACCAUUGGCUACAGCUUCAUGGCCAUCCUGACCAUCGGGGGAGAGCGAAUCUUCUCCAUGGUCUCAUUCCAGUGCCCCUGCAACCACGACCAGAACUUUGCAUACGGCCUGACCUUCCUGUUGGGUCCAGGCCUGGUGCUUCUGGUGCUGGGUCUUUUCUUCAGCAGCAGGCUGUGGCGCCUCUAUACUGGCUGUUGCCUAAACCCCAUUAAGCUAUGCCCCAGGGGCAACUGUUUCGGCUGCCUCAAAGUGUUUGUCAAAAUCUUCUCCGGUGCCUGUGUGGCCCCUAUCAUGUGGCUGUGUGUGGCACUGUUGAACGGGACCUUCUACGAGUGUGCCGUCAGCGGGCUGGAUGAUAACCUGGUGGUGGAUUUGUUCUGUAAAAACAAGACCUUGAUGUGCCGGGAGGAGUUGGCCCGCGUGCCCUGCAGCAAGUCCAAGCUGCCCAGCGACGAGAACAUGGAACUGUUGCUCAUGUUCCGCGCUCAGUCACAGAUACUGGGCUGGUGUAUUAUCAUCAUUUCAGCCGUUCUAGGGCUCCUUGGGACCUGCUACACAAACUGCCGCUCAAAGGUCAGCUACCUGCAGCUCACCUUCUGGAAGCGCUACGUAGAAAAGGAGAAGGAGCAGUUUGACACAUUCGCUAUGGAGUACGCAUCCAAGCUGGCCGAGAGGAACCUAAAGAGCUUCUUUGAGAACCGUGACCCGGAGAUAUUCCCAUUCCCCAACCACAAGGCCUGGGAGGAGAUCUCAGCCCUCUACACCUUCUCCAAGAGUGAGCAGUGCUACAGCACCCUGCAGAGGUAUGUGGAGCGUGAUGACCGAGACUACAGCCCUGAGAAAAGACCAGUCAUGGAGCUGGAGCAUGGCAUAGAGAUGGGCUGAGAGAGGGGCAGACAAUGGCAGAGUAUGAAUUAUAGUAUAUCCUAUUUGUUUUACCUUUAUAAAUGACAUGUAGUAAAUGCAAGUAGAUUUAACUCACAGACUGAGAAGAAGCGUUGUUGCCUGCAUUUACCCCAAAGCACUGACAUAUACACAGAGCACCAUUCAGAAAGUUAUUACCAGUGACACAGCAGUGAUUUACCAAAGAAUGCAGCCAUUACAGAAGUGGUGAAACAGUAGGGCUUCUUGUCUGCUGGAACCCACAGUUCGUGAAUGGUCAUGAACACUAGCUGAUGCAAUGUCCCUGUCAUAAAAAACACUUUGAUUUGACAAAGUCUCCUCUACCUCUCUUUGACAUGCCUUUGAAGCAUUUCAUUCACUUUACUGGUACAUAAUGGUAGGACUGCUAUUGUAAUUGUAUAGCUUUAAUUGGGUAUUUUGUGUGUAAUAUUGCACCACAAUAUGAAUGCUACACAAAUGACAGAGUUGUACCAUGCAAUUUGCUUGGAAUGUUUACACAACUCAAUGUUUACAUUAUUUUGACAACUUGAGCACCAUAAAGUGUCUUUCUAUGGCACUACAAGCGAAGCAGCUCACUUUAUAUUUUAUGUUAAUUUGGGAAUAACUCUGCCAUUACUACCGUCCUGUUCAAUUAUUGACGUCAAUACUAGUCAAUAACUCACACAUUAAGAGGUAAUAAAUCAUGUAUGACAUACGGGAUAUUCUCACUGGAUUCUACAAAAACAUUUGUUGAAUCUGUUUAUUUUUUUUCUUCUCCUUUCUAACAUCUGUAAAAUCCCUACCAUGUCAUGUGUAAGCACUAAAUUAACAUGUACAUAGAACAUUAUUUGGACAUGUUGCAUCAUGCCUGAUAAAAAACAUUUUAGGGUGGUGAGUUUGUGUGUAAAAAUGGUCCAUAUUCCACCAUGUUUGACUAAGAGGGGGAGAAUGCAUAUCGGUGUCGUUAUAGUACCUUCAGAAAAUAUUCAUACACCAUGACUUGUGUCACAUUUUGUUGUGUUACAGUCUGAAAUUAUCACCCGUCUCCACACAAUACCCCAUAAUGACAACAUGUUUUUAGAAAUGUUUGCAAAUGUACUGAAAAUGUAAUACAGAAAUAUCUCAUUUGCAUACAGUACCAGUCUCAAGUUUGGACACCUACUCAUUCAAGGGUUUUUCUUUAUUUUUUACUAUUUUCUACAUUGUAUGAUAAAAGUGAAGACAUCAAAACUAUGAAAUGUAAUAAAAACAAGGGCUUCAGGGGAACACAUAAUCCAGGUAGCCAUUUGAUUACCUGUUCAGGGGUCUUAUGGCUUGGGGGUAAAAACUGUUGAGAAGCCUUUUGGUCCUAGACUUGGUGCUCCGGUACAGCUUGCCAUGCGGUAGUAGAGAGAACAGUCUAUGACUGGGGUGGCUGGGGUCCUUGACAAUUUUUAGGGCCUUCCUCUGACACUGCCUGGUGUAGAGGUCCUGGAUGGCAGGCAGUUUAUCCUCAGAUGUACUGGGCCAUACGCACUACCCUCUGUAGUACCUUGUGGUCAGAGGCCGAGCAAUUGCCGUACCCGGCAGUGAUGCAACCAGUCAGGUGAUGCUCACAAUGUUGCAGCUGUAGAACCUUUUGAGGAUCUCAAAUCUUUUUAGUUUCCUGAGGGGGAAUAGGCUUUGUCGUGCCCUCUUCACGACUGUCUUGGUGUGUUUGGACCAUUCUAGUUUGUUGUUGAUGUGGACACCAAGGACCUUGAAGAUCUCAUUGGGCGCCCAUAAAACUGCUGCCAUUUCUUCCGGCGCCAUUUUAAAUUCAGGUUGUAACCCAACAAAAUGUGGAAAAAGCAAAGGUGUGAAUACUUUCUGAGACACUGUAGGUGUACGUGUUUAGACCUGCCUUCUCAGACAACCGAGGGCCUCAGGCACCAGGUGCCUCUCAUCUCAGCUCUCUAUUACGUCAUGUAUAACUUCCAUAACCUUUGACUGCUUUGUUUCCUCACUCUUGGAAGGUCAGGAAGCUAUUUUAUUUUAAAAAAUCUGAAAAGUAGCUAUAUACUGUGUGUGCAAAACAUUACGGACACCUUCCUAAUAUUGAGUUGUACCUGCCCCUUUUGCCCUCAGAACAGCCUCAAUUCAUUCACAAGGAUAACGGCCCGUGUUGACUCUAAUGCUUUCCCACAGUUGUAUCAAGUUGGCUGGAUGUUCUUUGGGUGGUGGACCAUUCUUGAUAUACACAGGAAACUGUUGAGCAUGAAAAUCCCAGCAGCAUUGCAUUUCUUGACACAAACCGGUGUGCCUGGCACCUAUUACCAUACCCCGCUCAAAGGCACUUCAAUCUUGUGACUUGCCCAAUAACUCUCUGAAUGACACACUUACACAAUCCACGUCUCAAUUGUCUCAAGGCUUAAAAAUCAUUCUUUAACCUGUCUCCUCCCCUUCAUCUACACUGAUUGAAGUGGUUUUAACAAGUGAUAAGAGAUCAUAGCUUUCAGCUGGAUUCACCUGGUCAUCUAGGUCAUGGAAAGAGCAGGUGUCCUUAAAGUUUUGUACACUCAGUGUAGCUCUAUGGUUCGGUUUUCUUUAAUUAAACAGCCACGACAAACUUAGGCUAACUUUAGCCACCACAAGCUGGCAGUCAAUGGAAGUGAUAAAGGGAUUGUAUCAUGUAUGUCUUUAAUGGCCAAAUCAUCUCCAUAUUUGGUUUCAUGUCACUUAUAGGCAGGGCUCCAAAUAAAAAUAAAUCCUUAAGUACUAAUGCUUCCAACUAAAAUUCAGAUUCUCCGUAAUGGGACAGUUUCUACAUGCAUCCAAUCCGGACCUACAAAAUCAUCCUGCUACCAGGGAGAUAUUUGGGGUGAGAUACAUUCAAGACACGCACCUGAUACCCGCUUAGGUGCAAAGCUGUCAUCAAGGCAAAGAGUGGCUACUUUGAAGAACCUCAGAAAUAAAAUAUAUUAUUAUAUUAUUAUUUUAUAACACUUUUUUGGUUACUACAUGACUCCAUGUGUGUUAUUUCAUAGUUUUGAUGUCUUCACUAUUAUUCUACAAUGUAGAAAAUAGUCAAAGUAAAGAAAAACCCUUGAAUGAGUAGGUGUAUUCACAUUUUUGACUGGUACUGUAUAUUUUAAAAUUCAAUCUUGUAGGUCUGUGUCAUGACUUCCGCCGAAGUCGGCUCCUCUCCUUGUUUGGGCGGCGUUCGGCGAUCCACGUCACCAGCUUUCUAGCCAUCGCCGCUCCAUUUUUCAUAUGUCCAUUUGUUUUGUCUUGUUCCAUACACACCUGGUUUUCAAUCCCCAAUCAAUCUACAUGUAUUUAGUCCUCUGUUCCCUAUCAUGUCUUUGUGUGUAAUUGUUCAUUGUUAACGGUGUAUGUUUACGUGCGAUACUUUUAUAGUUUAUGUUCCGUGUUUUGGGCACUUAUGUCAUUUUUGUGCCUAUUGUUGAACGGAAUAAAAGUUGUGCCUGUUUACUCUA
Oncorhynchus masou masou (cherry salmon) is the source of this 4855-nucleotide messenger RNA. Its product is annotated as calcium homeostasis modulator protein 5-like. The coding region runs from base 468 to 1400 and encodes 310 amino acids. Gene Ontology annotation, cellular component: plasma membrane. NCBI's taxonomy places the organism in Eukaryota, Metazoa, Chordata, Actinopteri, Salmoniformes, Salmonidae. The record is from RefSeq and is a predicted model, not a curated record. Gene Ontology annotation, molecular function: monoatomic cation channel activity. The transcript is spliced from 2 exons.